This is a messenger RNA of Miscanthus lutarioriparius, 1599 nucleotides long. The record is from the annotation of a GenBank genome assembly. NCBI's taxonomy places the organism in Eukaryota, Viridiplantae, Streptophyta, Magnoliopsida, Poales, Poaceae.
AUGGUCGCAUAUGCAACCACGUUAUACGUCGCGGCUCAAGCCCUGCAGGCGAGCUCCUUGCAGCCGCAGGUGGUGGCCGCCGUCCUCUUCACGUCGGCCGCGUGCACGGUGGCCCUAGCCGUCCUCCUGGCCUUGCUGCGGCUGCGGCCGCCGUGGUGGUGCGCGUGCGCCGUGUGCGAGGCGUACGUGACGGCGUCGUGGACAGCCGAGUUCGACAACCUCUGCGACUGGUACGCGCACCUCCUGCGCCUCGCGCCCGGGCGGACCGUGCACGUGCACGUGCUCGGCAACGUGGUCACCGCCAACCCGCCCACCGUCGACCACAUGCUGCGCGGCCGCUUCGACAACUACCCCAAGGGCGCCCCCUUCUCGGCCAUCCUCGCCGACUUCCUCGGCCGCGGGAUAUUCAACGUCGACAGCGACUCCUGGCUCUUCCAGCGCAAGCUCGCCGCCGCCGAGCUCGCGUCCCCAGCGCUGCGCUGCUUCGCGGCGGGCGUCGUGGCCUCCGAGCUGCGGUGCCGACUCAUUCCUCUGCUUCACUCUGCAGCCGGCGGCGACGGAGACGGAGACAGCGGCGAGAGGCUGCUGGACCUCCAGGACGUGUUCCGCCGCUUUGCCUUCGACUGCAUAUGCAGGAUCUCGUUCGGCCUUGACCCCGGCUGCCUGGAGCUGUCGCUGCCCAUGUCGGCGUUCGCGGACGCGUUCGACACGGCGUCGAUGCUCUCCGCGCGACGCGCGACGGCGCCCAUGCACGUGUUCUGGAAGCUGAAGCGGCUGCUCAACGUCGGGGAGGAGCGGGAGCUCCGCGACGCCAUCCGCCUAGUCGACACGCUCGCCGCUGAGGUCAUCCGGCAGCGCCGGAAGCUCGGCACCGCCGCCUCGGGCGACGACCUCCUGUCGCGCUUCAUGGGCUCCAUCAACGACGACAAGUACCUCCGCGACAUCGUCGUGAGCUUCAUGCUGGCCGGCCGUGACACCGUCGCCUCGGCUCUCACCGCCUUCUUCCUGCUGCUCUCUGACCACCCCGACGUGGCCACCGCGAUCCGGGACGAAGUUUCCCGCGUCGCCGGAGAUCACAGAGACGGCCACGCCGCCGCCGCCAGCUCGGAGAAGCUCAAGGACAUGCACUACGUGCACGCGGCGCUCCACGAGUGCAUGCGGCUGUUCCCGCCGGUGCAGUUCGACUCCAAGUUCGCGGCCGGCGACGACAUGCUCCCUGACGGCACGUUCGUCGCAAGGGGUACCAGGGUGACCUACCACGCGUACGCCAUGGGCCGCAUGGAGUCCGUGUGGGGCCCCGACUGCGCCGAGUUCCGGCCGGACCGCUGGCUCCACGACGGGCGGUUCGUGCCGGAGAGCCCCUACCGGUACCCGGUCUUCCAGGGCGGCGUGCGCGACUGCAUCGGCAGGGAGCUCGCCAUCAUGGAGAUGAAGUCCGUCAUCGUCGCCGUCGUGCAGAGCUUCGACAUCGAGGCGGUCGGCCGGAGCUCCCACUGGCCAAAGUUCGCGCCGGGCCUUACCGCCACAUUCGCCGGGGGCGUGCCUGUCAGAGUGCGGCGGCGAGCUCGUGUCAGCGAGCUCCGACCACCACCAAGUUAA